Triticum dicoccoides is the source of this 1114-nucleotide messenger RNA. RefSeq lists its product as uncharacterized. Bases 429 to 854 code for a protein of 141 amino acids. The transcript is spliced from 2 exons. The record is from RefSeq and is a predicted model, not a curated record. Lineage: Eukaryota; Viridiplantae; Streptophyta; Magnoliopsida; Poales; Poaceae.
ACCGAGUUCGGCGCGGGCAACAUGGCCCACGGGGCCGUUCUCUGUGCCGACGGCGACUCCGGGCACGUGCACGGGGGCUGCCACUCGAGCCCCUUCAAGGUGGUAAUGGUGCAGACCUUCUCCAGAGGGAAAUAUGAUUCCCGAGCCCGCGCCCAUGUCUACUCGUCGGAGGCCGGCAUGUGGGGCAACCUCGUCUCGGCGCCGGAACGAUUAGAAGGCGGUUAUGUCGAUUUCUGCCGCCCUUCCGUCCUCGCUGGCAAUUCCAUUUACUGGUGGAUCCAUGGCUCCUAUGACAUGGAGAUACUUGAGUUCGAUAUAUUGGUAGGCAGAGCCUAGCCGUGACCCAAAAACUUCCUGUUAGAGAUAUCCAGAAAUCGAAAGCUUUCAUUCACAUCAUCCAGGCAGUGGAUGGCAGUGUUGGCUUCGCCAUGUUGUCGUACCCAAGCCUCGAAAUGUGGGACCUGAAAGUCGAUUGCGAUGGUGGCGCCACAUGGUUUCCGCGGAACACCAUGAAUCUCGAGCUCAUGCCAAAUACGAGGGCUGCGGAAGCUGCUAUAGUCGGGUAUGUGGAGGAUGACGAUGCAAUUCUUAUAAAGUUCAACAACGACGUCUUCAUGGUUCAACUUGAGACAAUGGAGUCAAGGAAACUUUGCGAAAGCAUUGUGAGGCACCAAUACCAUCCUUUCACAAGUUUGUAUUCUUCAGGGGAGUUUGGUCGCUGCAGAGGUCUGGAUAGCAUGCCGAGCCCAGCAGAUCCUGCCAUCCCGACGAGCAUAGCAGCUCCACCAGUCAUCAAGGCACCAGAGCAACAGGCUUGGACAUUCCAGCAUGUACCAAGGAAGCGUAGGAGUUGAUGGUGAGUUUGGUACUGUGAUGCCUGUCGAGUUCGCUGGCUUAGAAGAGCGGAGUCACUACUACACGGCGGAUGCAUCAGAACAACACCGUUUCAGCUUCUUGGAGAAUUGUCGAUAUCUUCACAGUAGGAUGAUAUAAUGUACUAGUAUGAUCCUCCCACACACGCAUUUUUCUUCUUCUCUCGGAGCCCUCCCCUCACUAUUUGCUUCUCCAUUAACAAUACUGAACUAUCCUAUAUGGUCUAGUGGUAGACACCUUG